AUGCACGUGGAAUGGUUAGGCCAACGUACCCCCGCGCAGCUCUUGACCCUACCACCUGACCACGUUAUCGCGAAGUAUUUCUUGUAUUUUGGCCAACCUGAACUCUCAAAAACCACCUCUAUUGUUGGAAUUCCCCUUGAGCGAGAUAAUGACAACGGUAGCGAGCAAUACCGCGGGACUACACCACGAGAAGCCCUGGUACCGAAGACUCAUACCAUCUUUAUGGGAUGGGAUGCCACUGCUGUGGAAAAGGCCGCCAGUGGGCACGUUGCUCAAGAGGAUAAGAGCUUUGACAUUGAUCACAGUCAUACACCUCGGGAAUUCAAGAAUUAG
Messenger RNA from Penicillium hordei, 333 nucleotides. RefSeq lists its product as uncharacterized. NCBI's taxonomy places the organism in Eukaryota, Fungi, Ascomycota, Eurotiomycetes, Eurotiales, Aspergillaceae. Bases 1 to 333 code for a protein of 110 amino acids. The transcript is spliced from 2 exons. The record is from RefSeq and is a predicted model, not a curated record.